Perca fluviatilis (European perch) is the source of this 2828-nucleotide messenger RNA. It is a transcript of the gene gad3, whose product is annotated as glutamate decarboxylase 3. Gene Ontology annotation, cellular component: cytoplasm. Gene Ontology annotation, molecular function: carboxy-lyase activity; pyridoxal phosphate binding. The transcript has 16 exons. Gene Ontology annotation, biological process: carboxylic acid metabolic process. The coding region runs from base 471 to 2081 and encodes 536 amino acids. Lineage: Eukaryota; Metazoa; Chordata; Actinopteri; Perciformes; Percidae. The record is from RefSeq and is a predicted model, not a curated record.
AGGGAGGGAUAUCUCAAAGCCUAGCCAAAUAAAACCAAAUGAUGUUGAAAGAAAAGUGAGAAUUUUGCAUUUUUUAGUUUGGGUGGGCAUACCCUGAAUGCUGUGAUCAAAUGAAGAAAAACUCAUAGCCCUACAUGGCAUGAUGUCACAUAACAAAAGCAUCAUGCAGGUGUUCCUUGCUUUCAGCGACAGCCAAACAGCUGCAGGCUGCAGACCACACCUCCCUUCACCUGCUGCUCUUUAAAUGCAGCAGACUGGCACCACACUGUCUGUGUGCCUCCUGUUGGAUGAAUUCCUAUCACAGACUUCUAAGCAACCCUCAGGCGGGCCGGUUUAUCCACACAUUCUCAGAGGACUCAAUGAAAAGUGAUUUUCGGGAUAUCUCGACCGUUUUAUAAGAAUAGUAACAGUGGGACUGAACUAAAUUGCUCGGAAACAUCUUUGAAGAACAAUUUGUAAUUUGUAUUGAUAUGGAUUUCUUACAGCUGCCAGAAAGCAUCAUUAACAAAUCGGGUGGGAUGGACAAACAGCAGGAGAAGUCGGCAGCAGUCAGAGACAGAGGACAGACAACUGCCGACUUCUGCAGCAUCUACAGCAAAGACCUGCUCCCAGCUUCAGGUGGUGAGGAGAUUACCAGAGAAUUUCUGCAGGAGCUGCUUAACAUCCUGUUGAGUUAUAUCAGCAAGUCAAGCCAGAGGAGCUCCAAGAUACUGGACUUCCACCAUCCUCACCAGCUGAAGGAGGGACUGGAGGGCUUCAGUCUGGAUCUGCCGGACCAACCGGAAACUCUGGAGCAGAUACUUGUGGACUGUAGAGACACACUCAAAUAUGGCGUCAACACAGGCCAUCCACGUUUCUUCAACCAGCUGUCUUCAGGUCUGGAUGUGAUUGGUAUGGCAGGAGAGUGGUUAACCUCUACAGCCAACACUAACAUGUUUACAUAUGAAGUGUCUCCUGUUUUCAUCCUCAUGGAAGAGUUUCUGCUGAGGAAGAUGCAAAGCAUUGUGGGAUGGUCUGAUGAUGAGGGAGACGGAUUCUUCUGUCCAGGAGGCACAAUAUCCAAUCUGUACAGCAUCCUGGUGGCCAGAUAUCACUUCUACCCAGAGGUGAAGACCAGAGGGAUGGGACUUCUGCCUCAGCUGGCCCUCUUCACUUCGGAACAUAGUCACUAUUCAGUGAAGAAAUCUGCAGCUGUGCUCGGGAUGGGCAGUGACAAUGUGGUCAUGGUGAAAUGUGAUGAAAGAGGGAAAAUGAUUCCAGCUGAACUGGAGGCUUGCAUUGUUACAGCUGAAGAAAAGGGUUUGGUUCCGUUCUAUGUGAAUGUGACAGCAGGCACCACCGUGUACGGAGCCUUCGAUCCUCUCAUUGCCAUUGCUGACAUCUGCCAUAAACACACACUGUGGAUGCAUGUUGAUGCAGCGUGGGGGGGAGGCCUGCUGAUGUCAGACAGGCACAGGAUGAAACUGCAGGGCAUUGAACGAGCCUGGUCUGUAACAUGGAAUCCUCACAAGAUGAUGGGCGUCCCUCUGCAGUGCUCUGUCAUACUAGUCAAAAAGAGAGGUCUCUUGCAGGAGUGUAAUGAGUUGGGGGCUGAGUACCUUUUCCAGACAGACAAACCCUACGAUGUGAGCUAUGAUACUGGAGAUAAGAGCAUCCAGUGUGGCCGGCAUGUCGAUGUCUUUAAACUUUGGCUCAUGUGGAAGGCAAAGGGCUCAGAGGGCUUUGGAUCUCAGGUCAACAGAUGCUUAGAGAAUGCUGAGUAUCUGUAUGACCAACUGCAGAGGAGGACAGACUUUGAACUGGUCUUCAAAAACAAACCGGAGCACAGUAACGUGUGUUUCUGGUACAUCCCUCCCAGUCUGAGAGGCCUGCCACCUGGACCUGACAGAGACACAAGACUCCAUCAGGUGGCUCCUCGGAUCAAAAGAAGGAUGAUGGAGAAGGGCUCGGUUUUGAUUGGCUAUCAGCCUUUGGGAGCCAAAGUCAAUUUCUUCAGGUGUGUGUUCUCCAAUCCUGCCACACAGCAAGAGGACAUUGACUUCCUGCUGGACGAGAUCACCCGGCUGGGUGAUGACCUAUGACAUCUGAUAUGAUUGUUUGGUCUCAGCCCAGUUCAUGUCAUUAGAGGAAAUGAGUACAUCCGACUUUGAGACCAUUGUUUUGCUGUGGCAUAAGCCUACAUUGUAUCCGGCCUGGGUACACAGAGAAAUGUUGGUGCACAGGCUUUUGACAAUUACUGUACUCCUAGCUAUGCUCUACAGCCUUUGCUGAACAUUACCGCUUUUGAUAGUUUUACAGCAUUAAACAUUAAAAGCAACUUUUUACAGGGUGGCCUCUAGCUCACCCAGUAAGAGCGUUCGCCCCAUGUUGCUGCAGCAGCGCAGGGUUUGAAUCCGACCUGCUGCCCUUUGCUGCGUGUCAUCCCCCAUCUCUCUCCCCCUUUCAUGUCUAUCUACUUUCAGAAAUAAAGGGAAACCCCCCCCCAUAAAAGCAACAUUUUACUAUCAUAUCACAAGAAAAUUGUCCCUUUUUAACAUUGAUGUAACUAUGCUGACCCUUUUCUAUCGAGCCUUUAUUAAAUCUGUGUUGUCUUUUUCCCUUAUGUCUUGGUUCGGGAGCCUCUAAAAAACUGAAACUAAAACUAGCAAACACACCCUAGAAGCUAAACAUAAAUGAAACUGAAAAAUAUAAACUAAAUAACCUUAGAAUAGAAUAAAUCUUUAAUGUCCACCAAGGUGGACAUUUUUCUUUGGCUCACCAGCCAUACAAGACAGAUAAACAUACAGACAACAUCUCAGACAUAAUAAGUGGAGUAUAAAAAGAUUAAA